AUGAAUGGCAAAGAACUACCUGCAGCGGCUCCUUUGCCAGAGCCCUAUAGCAUCUUCGACAAACGCCAAACUGCCUUGAUCGUGACAAUCGUCUCCAUCGCAGCAACAUUCUCGGGUUUCGCAUCAAACAUUUAUUUCCCCGCCCUCCCAACCAUCGCCCACGACCUCGACGUCUCGAUCGAAUUGAUCAAUCUCACAGUGACUUCAUACCUUGUCUUCCAAGGGCUUGCUCCCAGUCUCUGGGGCCCAAUAUCAGAUGUCAAGGGCCGUCGAGUUGCAUACUCACUCACUUUCAUUGUCUUCCUGGGAGCAUGUAUUGGCCUGGCAGAAGCCAAGAACUACGCGACUAUGGUUGUCCUGCGAUGUGUUCAGAGUACUGGUAGUGCUAGCACAAUCGCUAUAGGAUCAGGAGUUAUCGGAGAUAUAACGACAAGAGAUAAUCGUGGGGGGAUUAUGGGUAUAUUCCAGGCAGGGCUGCUGGUGCCCGUGGCAGUUGGCCCGAUUAUCGGAGGUGCGCUGGCUGGAUCUCUUGGUUGGAGAUCUAUUUUUUGGUUCUUGACCAUCUACAGCGGUGUUUUCCUGGUUCUCUUGGUUCUUCUCUUGCCUGAGACAUUGAGGUCUAUCGUUGGUAAUGGGAGCCGAGACCCUACACAUGCCGUGGCCAAAUACCCUCUAUGCGUUUAUCAGAAGACGACCAAAGUCCAAUGGAAUCACGGCACAGUCUCUACGCUACCUACAGCAAAGAAGCGCAUCGAUAUCACAGGACCGUUCCGCAUCCUCAUCAGCAAGCAAGCCGCUCCCAUCAUCGUGUUCCUAGCAAUCUAUUAUGCCGUUUGGCAGAUGAGCAUCACGGCUAUGUCAAGUCUUUUCCAAGAUAAAUACGGUCUCACGGAAACUCAGAUCGGCCUGACUUUCAUCGCGAACGGCGUUGGUUCAAUGGUUGGCACGCUUAUAACCGGAAAGAUACUGAACAUCGACUACCGCCGUUUCAAAGCUCGGCAUGAUGCUCGCAUUGCGAGCAGUAAUGCAGGAGAUGAUGUUGAACCUGCCCGUACGCAAAAGGCCCAGGAAAACGAUUUCCCGCUUGAGACAGCACGUCUCCGUCUCGUUCCUCUAUUUUCCCUCCUUCAAUGCGCGUCCAUCUUGCUCUUCGGGUGGACCAUACAAUAUCCCCAACAGGUUCACAUCGCCGUUCCAAUUGUAUCAACCUUCAUCACGGGUUGGUCUGCUGUUUCCAUGCAAUCCGUCAUCAUGACAUACCUCGUCGAUGUCUUCCAUGACUGCAGCGCCGCUGCCAGCGCAAGCCUCAACCUCGCAAGAUGCUUAUUCGCCGCGGGAGGCACAAGUUUUGUUAUGCCAAUGAUCAGCUCUAUUGGCGUCGGGCUCGCGUUUACGGUCUGUGUUGCGGUGCAGGGUGUUGCAGUGGUGUGCUUGGCUGUUCAGUGGAAGUUUGGCGCAAAAUGGAGACUAGCAGCCCAAGAGGCCUGA
Messenger RNA from Fusarium verticillioides 7600, 1488 nucleotides. RefSeq lists its product as hypothetical. Bases 1 to 1488 code for a protein of 495 amino acids. The record is from RefSeq and is a predicted model, not a curated record. Gene Ontology annotation, molecular function: transmembrane transporter activity. NCBI's taxonomy places the organism in Eukaryota, Fungi, Ascomycota, Sordariomycetes, Hypocreales, Nectriaceae. The transcript is spliced from 2 exons. Gene Ontology annotation, biological process: transmembrane transport.